GUGGACAAGCUUGUGAUGGAGCUGGAGCAGAGCCGUAACCUCAGCUGUACGAUCGUGCACAUUGACAUGGACGCCUUCUAUGCAGCUGUAGAAAUGCGAGACAAUCCAGAGCUGAAGGAGAAACCUAUAGCAGUGCGAUCAAUGAGUAUGUUGUCCACCUCAAAUUACCAUGCUAGGAGAUUUGGUGUGCGUGUAGCCAUGCCUGGGUUUAUUGCUAAGAAGCUAUGCCCUCAUCUAACUAUAGUGCCAUUAAACUUGGCAAAAUAUGGCAAAGUGAUUAAAGAGGUUAGAGAAAUACUGUCUGAAUAUGAUCCCAACUUUAUGCCUAUGGGCCUGGAUGAAGCCUAUCUGAACAUAACAGAGUACUUGGAGGAAAGACUGAACUGGCCUGAAGAUGAGAGAAGGUGGUACUUCAACACAGAAAGCACUACAGAAAAUG
Molecule: messenger RNA, 439 nt
Organism: Tinamus guttatus (white-throated tinamou)
Lineage: Eukaryota; Metazoa; Chordata; Aves; Tinamiformes; Tinamidae
Source: RefSeq, a predicted model, not a curated record